Molecule: messenger RNA, 1516 nt
Organism: Drosophila miranda
Lineage: Eukaryota; Metazoa; Arthropoda; Insecta; Diptera; Drosophilidae
Exons: 3
Coding region: 565-1113 (182 amino acids)
Source: RefSeq, a predicted model, not a curated record
CCCAAAAUAUCGUUCAGCUCGCAAUGUAAACAGUUUAAAUGAGGAUAGCACAGAGUUUUAAUAAAAUGGUUGUAAUCUAACUAAUAACCCCUCGAUUUCAGAAGAGCUUCCGCCAUCAAUACCGCUUGAAAAAGCGCUCAGCACCAGCAUUGAAGGCUGCUAAUCGAGAGCAGAGACCAUCUGUCAUCAUCACGCGUUAACGACGAACAGAAGAAACAGAAGAAACCGGAGAAACCAGCAGCGACUCAGUUACAUAAUAUUUUGGACAUUACUCGUCAUACGCCGCGUAAGCUGCAUCCAGCACUGAGAGAAACGCCGUCGAAAUGUUCGCCCGUCCGCCGCCGCACUGUGCGCCGCGCACUUGACACGCGUUAAACCUCCCACGUGGACCGAGUGGAGUGGAGCAGUGCAGGAGAGGCACGUGCACCCACCUGCCACAGGAGCAGCAGCAGCAGCAUCAGCAUCAUACGCAUUCCCCUUGUUUUUCUUAUUUUUUGUUUGUUUCAUUGGCACCGAAAAGCGUUGUUUGGUUUCCACCAACAGAAACUGUAGUAACCGUACCGCAUGAGGGUGCCAAGGCAUAAACCGUUUACUGGCAGCCACAACUGCCGCAACAGCAACAGAAAAAGCGACAGCAACAUCAUCAGCAUCGGGAGCAUCGGGAGCAACCGCAACGUGUCACAGUUGCCAUCAGUCAUUGUUCAAUAUAUUCUCCGUUGGCCUGUGAUAAACCCCCUAACGUUCUUAAUAAAUGACAUUCGGUUCAAGUCAUUUUAUCAUGCCAGCAAAACGACAUCUGCCGCAGCAGCAGCAGGAGGAGCCACAGCGUCGAAGUCGUGCGACAAGAGCCAGAACAGCAAUCCCCGUACUUACAACAACAGCAGCAAAUCGAACAAAGUGUUUCUCCACUACAUACCCCACGAUCCGCGCCUAAGAAUCCUCCACCGAACCGCCGCCCUCAAUAAACCCUUGAAUCGCAGUCGCUACACCCUCAGCGAGCUGAAUAUAACUGAAGAUCUGUGCAAUUAUGGUGAACUAAUCGGCGGAAGUGAUACCCGUGCUCGCAGUGCGGAAAAGGAUCUAGUGCCAGUGAAAAUCUCCGGGAAAUACUAAAGUGUAGCGUUCUGUUGUAUCUGUUGUACGCUUCUCGGUUAUCCUGUGGCCCGCGGGGCUGAGCAUUCUGUGCGAGUGGCUUUGCAGGACAAAAGCACCACGCACUGAAAGAAAACCGAAGGAAAGGAAAACUCAACUGAAAAAAUCUAUGCUGAAAUCCAAUGCAAUUAAAACCGUGUUCAAAUCCAAUAAUUGCUCUGUCUAGAAAGUGCAACAUUUUUACAGAUAUUUUCUAUUGUGGCCGCCAGAGCCAGCCUUCUUAGAACGGCAACCAGUUAAUCCAAAACCCAAAAGCAAAACAAAAACACUUAGCACUUAGCACUUAUCAAGGCCCAAUCAUGGCCAAGCCCACAACGGCCUCCAGCGUGUCCAACGUCUCGAACAACAACAGCGCGGAGGCGGC